Messenger RNA from Balaenoptera ricei (Rice's whale), 3948 nucleotides. It is a transcript of the gene POLH, whose product is annotated as DNA polymerase eta. Bases 299 to 2428 code for a protein of 709 amino acids. Gene Ontology annotation, biological process: error-prone translesion synthesis; response to radiation. NCBI's taxonomy places the organism in Eukaryota, Metazoa, Chordata, Mammalia, Artiodactyla, Balaenopteridae. The transcript is spliced from 11 exons. Gene Ontology annotation, cellular component: site of double-strand break; replication fork; nucleus. The record is from RefSeq and is a predicted model, not a curated record. Gene Ontology annotation, molecular function: DNA-directed DNA polymerase activity; damaged DNA binding.
UCAACGGCCCUCGGCGGCGCGCGCGCCGUAUAAUUGCCGGGAAGGCUGUGCGCAGAUCUCGGUGGCUAAGGCUGGACCUGCCUGGCUGUGCCGGCUGCUGCCAGGGCGAGGAUCGUCUGCGCGCCUAGGUCCUUUUCUCCUUCGUUGCCGGGAGUAAAUCUCUCUCGAAACCGACUGAUCCGUUCCCGGAAAGGGGACGGAUAUUCAAGACCACUUCAUCGUCCUUCCAGUGGACACCGAGCCCAGCAUCGGUGGCGUCCGCUGGUGGCGGUUUUGCCAAGUGUUGUCACAUUGAAAAAUGGCUAAUGGACAAGACCGGGUAGUUACUCUAGUGGACAUGGACUGUUUUUUUGUUCAAGUGGAACAGCGGCAAAAUCCUCAUUUGAGGAAUAAACCUUGUGCAGUUGUACAGUACAAAUCAUGGAAGGGUGGUGGAAUCGUUGCAGUAAGUUAUGAAGCUCGUGCAUUUGGGGUCACUAGAAACAUGUGGGCAGAUGAUGCUAAGAAGUUAUGUCCAGAUCUUCUACUGGCACAAGUUCGUGAGACCCAUGGAAAAGCUAACCUCACCAAGUACCGGGAAGCCAGUGUGGAAGUGAUGGAGGUAAUGUCUCGUUUUGCUGCGAUUGAACGUGCCAGCAUUGAUGAGGCUUAUGUAGACCUGACCAGUGCUGUACAAGAGAGACUGCAAAAGCUCCAAGGUCAGCCUCUCUCAGCAGACUUGUUGCCAACCACCUACAUUGAAGGGUUGCCCCAAAGCCUUACAACAGCAGAAGGGACUGUUCAGAAAGAGGAAAUGCGAAAACAAGGCUUAUUGCAAUGGCUUGAUUCUCUUCAGACUGAUAACACCACCUCUCCAGACCUACAGCUCACUGUGGGAGCAGUGAUCGUGGAGGAAAUGAGAGCAGCCAUAGAGAGGCAGACUGGUCUUCAGUGCUCAGCCGGGAUUUCUCACAAUAAGGUUCUGGCAAAGCUGGCCUGUGGACUAAACAAGCCCAACCGGCAGACCCUGGUCUCACAUGGGUCAGUCCCACAGCUCUUCAGCCAAGUGCCUAUUAGCAAAAUCCGUAAUCUUGGAGGAAAGCUAGGGGCUUCUGUCAUUGACAUCCUGGGGGUAGAAUACAUGGGAGAACUGACCCAGUUCACUGAAUCCCAGCUCCAGAGUCAUUUUGGGGAGAAGAAUGGAUCUUGGCUAUAUGCCAUGUGCCGGGGGAUUGAACAUGAACCAGUUAGACCCAGGCAAAUACCCAAAACCAUUGGCUGCGGCAAGAACUUCCCAGGAAAAACAGCUCUGGCUGCUCCGGAACAGGUACAAUGGUGGCUUUUGCAAUUAGCCCAGGAACUAGAGGAGAGACUAAUCAAGGACCGAAAUGAUAAUGACAGGGUGGCCACUCAGUUGGCUGUGAGCAUUCGCGUACAAGGAGACAAACGUCUCAGCAGCCUGCGCCGCUGCUGUGCCCUUAUUCGCUAUGAUGCUCACAGGAUGAGCCAUGAUGCAUUUGCUGUCAUCAGGAACUGUAACACUUCAGUAACCCAAACUGAAUGGUCCCCUCCCCUUACAAUGGUUUUCCUCUGUGCUACCAAAUUCUCUGCCUCUGCCCCUUCACCUGGCACAGACAUCACCAUCUUCUUGAGCAGUGACCCAAGUUCUCCGUCAAAGGUGCCAAUUACCAGUUCAGAAGCUAAGACCCAGGAAAAUGGCCCAGCGGUGACAACCACUAAGAAAGCAACCACUUCUCUGGAAUCAUUCUUCCAGAAAGCUGCAGAAAAGCAGAAAGUCAAAGAAGCUUCACUUUCUUCUCUUACUGCCACUACGCAGGCCCCCAUAAGCAAUUCACCCUCCAAGCCCUCAUUACCUUUCCAAACCAGUCGUACUUCAGGAACUGAGCCCUUCUUUAAACAGAAAAGUCUGCUUCUAAAGCAGAAACAGCUUACUAAUGUUUUCUUCCCUCCACAAAAACCACAGUCCAGUCCUAAAGAGUUACCAAAUUGUUUUCCAGCAGAGUGUCCAGAUUGUGCCCCUGUCUGUGAAAAGGUGAAGUUAGGAUCCUUCAAAGCAACUCCUGCAGAGAUGGAUUUGGCCCAGAACAGCCUGAGCAGCCUUACUUCUUUAACUUCCAAGUCUGCUCUGGAGGUGGCUCAGAAGGCAACUACUACCUCCAGUCUUCUGGCUGCUGAGGACCAAGUGCCCUGUGAGAAGUGUGGCUCUCUGGUACCUGUAUGGGAGAUGCCAGAACAUACAGACUAUCAUUUUGCAUUGGACUUGCAGAAAUCCUUUUUGCAGCCCCACUCCUCAAACCCCCAGGUUGUUCCUGCCAGUUCUCCUCAAGGCAAAAGAAAUCCCAAGAGCCCUUUGGCUUCCAAUAAUAAACGCCCUAGGCCUCAGGGCAUGCAGACAUUGGAAUCAUUUUUUAAGCCAUUAACACACUAGUGCUGCCCUCAGGCUUGCUGCAGGGUUUUAAUAUUUUAUUUGUAACUGGGAGAUGGAAAUAUGUUCACUUCUCAAGGAAAUUUAUAACUUUAUAAAAAUUUUAAUAAGGAAAAUAAUCCGGUUAGAUGCUGAGUUAAGGCUCCCAUCUCAGGGAUUCUAAUUCUAUUGUUGGCAGGGAUGUAAAAACUCAUCUUCCAGAGAUACAACUGUAUUGAGUUUUUAAUUUGUUAGUCUUUAGGGAAGCAGUGUCAUACAGUUUAAAAUGCCUGGGCCUUGGAACGUUAAGAGAUCUGGUUCCAAACCUGGCUUUGCCUCUUGGAAUACGGCCUUGAGCAAGUCACUUUCCUCAUGUAUAAAACUGAGAUAAUGCCUUAGAUUAUUGAAGAUUGAGAAAAAUGUACUUAAAGUAUGUAGUUAACGUUGGCACAUAAAAGGAACUGAGUGAAAAAAAGUUUAAAAAAAUUUUUUUAUGUGAGGUGAAGACCUGAAACCCUAAAGUGGUAACUAAUUUAGGGCAGGACUGUGUACAUAGAAGCUACUCAAUAAAUACUGAAUUUCAUUCAAGUAAACCCUAUCACAGCCACAAUUUUAGCCAUUGGCCCUUCUACCUCUUGCAAUGAGACUGUUACUGGACUAGCUCAGGAACUCUGUUUAGAUUGGCUAAGUCACGAUCAGAACUAGAUCAUCUCUAGGACCUCGUUACUGCAAGUGUGAUUUUGAGGGGCAGCAGCUCUGCCACCAGAGAACUUGUUAGAAAUAGUCUCAGCCUUACCCCCACCCCUAAUGAAUUUGUAUAUUAACAAAUUUGAGAAAUACCAUCUAGAAGAUAAUAACAGCCCACCAGGUUUGUAGAGGGCAAUGUCAUUUCCUUAGACUCUAAAUACAAAUGUAAGAGGUAAAUGCUUGGGCCUUCAGGGUCACUGGCAUGUUCAUCUCUUCCCUACUGAAGUGUGAAUCUUUAGCUUAGGGUUUUAAAUGAAUUAUUGUAGCUUUUUGCACUAGUCCAUGUUUAUAGUACUGUCUUCUUAAUCUCCAUUCUUAUGUGUGGAAAGUCAGUUUUGGCUUUUCUGAUAUGGGAAAUGUUUUUGAUGAUUACACAGAGAACCCAAUCAAAGAUGAACUGAGUGGUGGCGGGGGGGAGAUAAGAGGGUAGGGAGAACGGUACACACAGUCCCCCUUCCCAUACAUGUACUCAAACCAGUACUUUUAGGCUUAUGUUAGCUUAUUUAUAAAUUGGGGGUCUGUAAUUUGAAGGGGGAACAUUUGAAAACCACUGUGUCUAGCAAAUUAGUUCUUCCUCCAGAAAGACCUUCCACUUUGUGGCAGUUAAAUAUCUAAUAAAAGAUAGUGCUUACUGUAUACAUGGCUCUUUCCCUACUAGAUUUGUAGAUUUCUUAAAGGCAAGAAUUCUUCACAGUGCCUUGCACACAACAGGUGCUUGAUAUUCACUGGAUGAAACGUAUAUACUGAAAAUUUUAAGAUUACCAGAACUGUAACAAUAAAAAUGUACAUACUACUUA